GAGGAGCCCGCGGAUGGCGGCGGCGGGGCCGGUGAGGGGAUGGAGGGCGGCGAGCCGGGUGGCGGCGGGCUUCUGCAGCAGAUCCUCAGCCUCCGCCUGGUGCCCCGCGUGGGAAAUGGCACCACCUACUCCAGCCCGCUCUCCACCUUCCCAGAGAUGUGGUAUGGUGUCUUCCUGUGGGCCCUCGUCUCAUCCCUCUCCUUCCACGUCCCGGCAGCUUUGCUAGCGCUCUUCACGCUCAGGCACCACAAGUACGGCAGGUUCAUGUCCGUGAGCCUCCUGCUGAUGGGCAUCGUGGGACCCAUUACUGCCGGCAUCCUAACAAGUGCUGCCAUUGCUGGAGUUUACAGAGCUGCAGGGAAAAAAAUGAUUCCCUUUGAAGCCCUCAUUUUGGGAGUGGGCCAGACAUUCUGCGUGGUGGUGGUUUCAUUUCUACGAAUUUUAGCCACUCUCUAGCUCUUCUUCAGACUCUAGAGUUCACAGAUUGAAGGGAGAACAAAGGAUCUGUUGCCUGCACCAACUCUGAAACAAAUCAUGAGAGAGCACAGCUUGAGGCGUGCCUCGGUGUGUGCUGCCUCCACUGGUUAAAGUCUACAUGAAGGCUUGCUCCUGCCUCCAGGUGGCUUGAAAUUAAGAUAAAAAUUGUGAAUUUUGUUACUUUUUGGUAACAUUAAGUGCCAAGUGAAACUUUAUUUCUCUGGAGGAUAGGAAAAUGGCUUCCAGAGGAGGAGGCCCACACACCUUUUACCCACGAUGAAUUGUAGUGACAGGAUGUAACUAAGAUGUAACACUGGCUGUUCUGGGGUAGGAACAGUUCUACAGAGUGAUUGGGAUGUCUCCAGAGUUCGCUUAGUUUUGAUCCUCUGCUGCUUUGUUUGCAGUGAGCCUGAAGCUCUUUUAAUGUGAUAUUUUUAAAUGAGAAAAAUAAUUUGUUUUCUUCCUGGCCCUCACUUCCUAAUACCAGGUCUUGGUCAUAGUGACUUUGGGAGCAGCAAAAGGAAAAAUCAUUUGAGACAGAUGAAAGUGCAAAUUAGUGUCUGAGAGCUGUGACUAUGAAUGCCUCAGCAGGGAAAAACUGCUGUAGAAAAGAUUCUUGGUUUUGUGAAUUUUAUUAUGGUUAAGCUCUUCUGGCUCUGUACCUUCUGCCUGAGAGGCCAAGCACAGCUGAAGGGGUGCUACGCCCCACUGCCCACACUAGGAAUCCCAGGGCGCCUGUGUGAGCGUGUGCUGUUCCUUCUUGGGCUCUGAAAGAGACUCAUAUUUUUAAACUUCUCUGUUCUGCUUUUACUUCCUGAUCACGUUUACACUGGUGUGGCAGAAUUGGGUGUCUUUGCUGAUUGCCAGUCAGAGAGGGACCUGGGGGUGUUGUUUGACAGCCAGCUGAACAGGAGCUAGCAGUGUGCCCACGUGGCCAGGAAGGCCAAUGGCAUCCUGGCUUGUGUCAGCAAUAGUGUGGCCAGCAGGGACAGGGAAGGGAUCUUGCCCCUGUACUCGGCACUGGUGAGGCCACACCCC
This is a messenger RNA of Athene cunicularia (burrowing owl), 1515 nucleotides long. It is a transcript of the gene TMEM170A, whose product is annotated as transmembrane protein 170A. Gene Ontology annotation, cellular component: endoplasmic reticulum membrane. The record is from RefSeq and is a predicted model, not a curated record. NCBI's taxonomy places the organism in Eukaryota, Metazoa, Chordata, Aves, Strigiformes, Strigidae. The transcript is spliced from 3 exons. Bases 40 to 456 code for a protein of 138 amino acids. Gene Ontology annotation, biological process: endoplasmic reticulum tubular network organization.